CGCCCCUCCCCGCGAGCGCUCAGGCAAAGUGUAAAGAUGGCGUCCAUCAUGGAGGGGCCGCUGAGCAAAUGGACUAAUGUCAUGAAGGGUUGGCAGUACCGCUGGUUCGUGUUGGAUUACAACGCCGGAUUAUUGUCAUACUACACAUCCAAGGACAAGAUGAUGCGUGGCUCUAGAAGAGGCUGUGUGCGACUCAGGGGAGCUGUGAUUGGAAUCGAUGAUGAGGACGACAGCACGUUCACCAUUACAGUGGAUCAGAAGACUUUCCAUUUUCAGGCCCGUGACGCUGAUGAGCGAGAGAAGUGGAUUCAUGCCUUAGAGGGGACGAUUCUCCGCCACACCCUUCAGCAGGAGACUGAAACAGGAUUCGUUCCCAGCGUUCAGGACUUUGACAAGAAGCUUGCCGAAGCAGACGCGUAUUUGCAGAUUUUGAUCGACCAACAGAAACUUUUUGAUGAAAAGAUAAAAGACUGCAAGGAAGAUGAGUCGCGUAGACAGAAAAUCGAGAACCUAAAGGACGCAACUUGUAGUAUGGUAGAGUCCAUCAAACAUUGUAUCGUACUUCUUCAGAUAGCCAAGGAUCAAAGUAACGAACAGCAACACGCAAACGGACUGAUAAGCACCAUAAACCCAGUAGAUGGGGUUUUCCAUCCCACCCUGCUCAACACCUCUGUAAUAAGUUCCAGUGCCAUGCCAACCCAGACCACCCUCCCCACAGAUGGAGCUCAGGUGUGUACAAUGGAACAGAGGCCUUCUUCCUUACUCGUGGGCCCUGUCGUCACAGUGAUGGGCAGCCUUCAGACCCCAACUCCCAAUAGCACAGGGAGUGGACCCUCAGCUCCAAGCAGCAGCGCGACGUCACCCAGUCAUAUGAACAUACCGGCCCACACUGUUCCCGACUUCUCUUAUUCCAGCAGUGAGGACGAGUUUUACGAUGCAGAUGAGUUUUAUCAGAACAGCACUUCACCAAAACACUGCAUAGAUCCCAACAGAAGCGGCGCAGGUAACAGUGAUGACAGCACUGCCCUGAAACGGCCAGACACCAACGAAUCUAUCAACUCCUCAAUGUCUAACGGCACCACUGAUCAGUUCGACAGUCAGGAUGAGAGGGAUGACGAUGGUGAGGGUGAAUCGGUGGAGGAGCACAAAAGUGUCAUCAUGCAUCUGCUGUCUCAAGUGCGACUGGGCAUGGAUCUCACCAAGGUCGUCUUACCCACAUUUAUCUUGGAGCGGAGGUCGUUGCUGGAAAUGUAUGCAGACUUCUUCGCACACCCGGAUGUGUUUGUAAGUAUCGCGGACCAGCAGGAUCCAAGGGACCGCAUGGUGCAUGUGGUAAAAUGGUACCUCUCGGCCUUUCACGCUGGACGGAAAGGAUCUGUGGCCAAGAAGCCAUACAACCCCAUUCUGGGUGAGGUGUUCUUCUGUCACUGGGACCUGCCUUCCGAAACGGAUGAUUCUGCUUCUUCAGAGUCUGUAUCAGACGGGCCAACGCCGUGGAGUAGCAAGAACAGUGUGUCUUUUGUGGCCGAGCAGGUUUCUCACCACCCACCCAUUUCUGCGUUUUACGCUGAGUGUUUUAGCAAAAAAAUCCAGUUCAAUGCUCACAUAUGGACAAAAUCGAAGUUCCUUGGGAUGUCAAUCGGUGUUCAUAAUAUUGGUCAAGGUUGUGUGUCUUGUCUUGAACAUGAUGAGCACUAUAUUCUUACCUUCCCCAAUGGCUAUGGCAGGUCGAUCCUCACCGUUCCGUGGGUGGAGCUUGGUGGCGAAUGCAAUAUUUCCUGUUCUAAAUCUGGCUACAGUGCCAAUAUAGUUUUCCACACCAAACCCUUCUACGGAGGAAAGAAACACAGAAUAACUGCUGAGAUAUUUCCCCCCAAUGAUAAGAAGUCAUUCUGCUCUAUUGAGGGCGAGUGGAAUGGAGUAAUGUAUGCAAAAUGGGCCAGCGGGGAAAACACAGUAUUCAUUGACACAAAGAGAAUAGGAAUUAUUAAUAAGAAGGUGAGGAAAUUGGAGGACCAGUUGGAGUACGAAUCCAGAAGUUUGUGGAAGGACGUGACACUCAACCUGAAACUGAGGGACAUUGAGUCUGCGACGGAUGCCAAACAUAGACUGGAGGAGAAACAGCGGGCAGAGGCCAGAGAGAGGAAGGAGAACGAAAUGCAAUGGGAGACGAGACUGUUUCACGAGGACGGCGAGUGCUGGGUCUACGAUGAGCCUCUUCUGAAGCGACUAGCAUCGCAGCGACACUGAAGACGUGUCCAAAACCAGAGUCUGAGACAAGAACUCUCGCAAAUCACUUUUUUAUUCAGCCUUGGAAUGACUGAUGAAUGAAACUUUACAGCUUUGCAUUUUUGAAGUAUGAACGAACGAAUACACAAACUUAAAUUCGACCGAAAAAUCUCCCUGCUCGCUAGUUCAACACUUCCACCUCUCCACCUCCCCUUGAGGAUAAAACACCACAAGGACACGUGAUGGGCAUCCCUUUAGCAUUUUAAAACAAACAAGCGCUCUCGACUUGACAGAGAAGAACGAUCCCGCAGGACGCCGCUCCUGAGGGAUCGAGGUGUUUCAACCGAACAAACUCUGAAAACUACAGCGUUCUGUAUCUCAGGGAAGCAGUGGACUGAGAAUUGAAGGCUGUAUCUCCUCAUGAUCAAAAAGCCUUCAAGGUGGAACCGCAACAUAAAAAUGACGUUUCACAUACUGCUAGCUACAGCUAUUUAUAUAUAGAGGAUAUGAUAUAUAUUCUUGUUUUCUUUUUCCUCUAGGGCAAUAGUAACUGUUUGCAAAUACAUACUUGAUGGCAAUCAUUCCCUUAUGUCACUCUAUAUUUAGCCUUUUAAAGGGAUAGAUCGCCCCAAAACGAAAACGCAGUUGGUUUUAUGGCGUUCCGAUGCAUGACUUGCUUUCAUCUGUGGAGGAUGGGAACAGAGACAGAACGUUACGGAUUGAUCACCUCAGUCACUAUUCGCUCUCUGUGUUUUUUCACAUGCAGUGAAAGUAAAUGGUGACUGAGAUUGAACCUUUUGUAAGAUUAAAUCUUUUGUAUUUCCACCUGUGAAAAAAAGUCAUUUUGGCUCAAAAUGAAGGUGAGAAAUUGAAUGGCUGAAUGUAUGUUUUGAGGCUACCUGCCCCUUAAGUGAAACUAUUUUUUCUGUUUGUUCACAUGUAAGACCAUUUACACAAACCAAUGUGGGGACCAGAGACGAAUCCUAACUGAGUAAAAUUGACCAUUUAUUGGGCUGAAUUUGAAACAAGUCAUUGCCAUGGUUGAAGUCCAUUCCAAUUUUUGAUCUGUCUUUAUAUUUUUGGGAAUGAGUUGAUAUCAUGAUCUAGUGCCUCGGGGAGGUUUUUUUUUUUAUAGAAUGCUGCUUGAGGGUCCACAUUAUUUAACGUAUAAAGUUGGACUGUCCAAUAGGAAAUUAUAAUGGUGCACAAUGAACCAUUCAACUGAUUUGCUUAUUACGGCGAGGUUAAGCAAUAGUAUCACAUAUUGCCCUGCAAUCUCUCUUUCUGUGAAAUGUCAAAUUUUAAUCCAAAUAAACAUUCAUUUCAAAAUA
This is a messenger RNA of Triplophysa dalaica, 3560 nucleotides long. It is a transcript of the gene osbpl9, whose product is annotated as oxysterol binding protein-like 9. The transcript is spliced from 24 exons. The record is from RefSeq and is a predicted model, not a curated record. Bases 37 to 2250 code for a protein of 737 amino acids. Gene Ontology annotation, molecular function: sterol binding. Lineage: Eukaryota; Metazoa; Chordata; Actinopteri; Cypriniformes; Nemacheilidae. Gene Ontology annotation, cellular component: membrane; intracellular membrane-bounded organelle; cytosol.